AUGUCGUGUUUCAUGAGAACAUCAAUGAUAACAGCUUUUUUGAUCUUAAUAACUACAGACUUAAUUGAGACAUCUGGAUUACCCAAAUUCAUAACAGAGCAUCAACGUUUCAAAUACCAAGUUUCUCAGCAUAAGUGUCCUCCAGGUACAUACAAGGUUUCAUCGUCAUCAUAUUCAAGCAAUGGCCAGACACAAUGUGCUCGCUGUGAGGAAGGAACAUACACUGAGAAAGAGAAUUCUCUCAAAGAAUGUCGCAAGUGUUACGGGCCUUGUACAGGUAACAGUAUUGAGACUGUUCAGUGUACUCCUACAACAAACCGCAAAUGUGAAUGUGAUUUCCAUUAUUACUGUGUUACUGAUGACCCAGCCAAAUGUGAACAUUGUAAGGAGUGUGGUGAUAAGAAGCCAAUGCUAUCAGAUAAAGAAGAUUAUUACAAACAGGCAUGCCAACCUUGUCCUCCAGGAACAUUUCUGAAUACCACGCCAAAACUGAAAUGUCAACCUCACACCAAUUGUACAGACUUGGGAAAAAUCCUUCACACUAGAGGUAACAGCACAGCUGACAACUCCUGUGUUGAAUCACUAUCAACAGGAGAAGGAAAUGUUUCCUGCAUCACUAAAAAUGAUAAGAAAUGCGAAUGUCCCCUCGGUUAUUACUGCGCAGUAUGUGGAGAUGGGAAAAAUCUUCCUUUAGAUAAGCAACACCACCAGAAGGAGAUGUGCCAACCUUGUCCUCCAGGAAGCUUUCGGAAUAUCACACAAAGACUGAAAUGUCAGCCUCAUACCAAUUGCUCAUUGUUGGGGAAGAUGCUCUACAAUGAAGGUAACAGUACUGUUGAUAACUAUUGUAUCAAUCCACAUCUCCCAGUGAAGAAUCCAACGUGGAAAGAAAGAAAAUCUUUCACUUCUUACAUGGUUUGGAUUGUGGUUCCUUUGGCCAUUCUUUGUGUCAUCAUUACGAUGAGAACUUCACUGUGCAAGGUCUCAAAGAAGCAAGGAAUUGGAAUGCUGGUGAAAUUGAAGUUUAUUUGCAUCUGUGGCGUCAAAAGCGAUAUUUACAAAGGGAGCACGGACGAAGCAGAAAUAAAUGCAGGAGCUGUGCCGGAAGCUGAGAAGCAGUGUUUGAAUGGCCUUAACUCUGAUUCAAAACCUGCAACAGCGAUGAUGCCAUUGAUAAGCAACAAAACAAACAAAGCUCCGAUGUACAAAUCUGACAUUUUCGACAUUGAGACAGUGUCAGUUGUGGUUCACCCUAAAGACAGUACAGAGGACAAUAUUCCUUUUCCAGUCCAAGAAAAUGGGAGAAACUCAAACACCUAUUAUCCCAUAGAGGAGCAGAACCAGAAGCAAUACAGUGAGCCUGUAACGAUGGGAAGCAAAAACAGCACACAAACAAGUGAAUACUUUAAAAACAAUAAAUAGUGACUGCGUCGCAUUUCUGUUUAAACUCAGCUUCCUGCGGAACACUCAGAUUGAUAUUAUCAAUAGAAGGUGGUUUUUCAAGGUACACGUGCCAUGGAGUUGUUGGUCUGGUUGAUGUCUUUAUCACCAGAAAUCUGUUCAGCAUGAAGCAAGGAGAUGUGUUUGUGGACUGUUUGGGACCGUGACUCUUUUCUUGGAAUUUGAUUAUGUGAAAAACAACUAAAUCAAUGUGAACACUUGACUUUGAUACACACAAGAGUAUUUUAACUUAGCAGAGAUCCGUCCUUAAGUCCUCAGAUAAAUCAUCCACUCCAAAUCUGGAUCGAUGCUAGACAGGAGAAAUCUCCUUUAAUUGUGGGUUUGCAAAACAGACCAGGCAUGAAGGUAAACUUCCAAAGAUCUCAAGUUUU
Hemiscyllium ocellatum (epaulette shark) is the source of this 1832-nucleotide messenger RNA. It is a transcript of the gene tnfrsf9a, whose product is annotated as tumor necrosis factor receptor superfamily, member 9a. Gene Ontology annotation, molecular function: protein binding. The coding region runs from base 1 to 1422 and encodes 473 amino acids. Lineage: Eukaryota; Metazoa; Chordata; Chondrichthyes; Orectolobiformes; Hemiscylliidae. The transcript is spliced from 13 exons. The record is from RefSeq and is a predicted model, not a curated record.